UCUUCUCAGAUAUCCAGGUUGUUACAAAAGGAUGCAGAGCAAGAAUCCCAAAUGAGAGCUGAAAUUCAGAACAUGAAGCAAGAACUCUCAACCAUUAGUAUGAUGGAUGAGUUUGCUAGAUAUGCCCGUCUGGAAAGGAGGAUUAACAAAAUGACCGACAAGCUUAAAACUCACGUGAAAGCACGAACUGCGCAAUUAGCAAAAAUAAAGUGGGUUAUAAAUAUUGUAUUCUACAUCUUACAAGCUGCCCUGAUGAUCUCUCUGAUUUGGAAGUACUACUCUGAGCCAGUGACGGUGCUGCCGAGCAAGUGGCUGGCUCCGCUGGAGCGCCUGGUGGCCUUCCCCACGGGGCUGGCAGGUGGUGUUGGAAUUACAUGUUGGCUUGUAGUUUGUAAUAAAGUUGUAGCUAUCAUGCUACACCCUUUCAGCUGAACGAAUGCCCAUAGUCCAUGGAGUCAACUACAUU
Molecule: messenger RNA, 466 nt
Organism: Merops nubicus (carmine bee-eater)
Lineage: Eukaryota; Metazoa; Chordata; Aves; Coraciiformes; Meropidae
Gene: GET1
Product: tryptophan rich basic protein
Exons: 4
Coding region: 52-432 (126 amino acids)
Biological process (GO): tail-anchored membrane protein insertion into ER membrane
Source: RefSeq, a predicted model, not a curated record